Messenger RNA from Camponotus floridanus (Florida carpenter ant), 1404 nucleotides. RefSeq lists its product as uncharacterized. The transcript has a single exon. The record is from RefSeq and is a predicted model, not a curated record. The coding region runs from base 1 to 1404 and encodes 467 amino acids. Lineage: Eukaryota; Metazoa; Arthropoda; Insecta; Hymenoptera; Formicidae.
AUGAGUGUCGAGAUAGUGAAAUUAGCGGACGCUCAACUAAAUCUUUUCGGGAAAAUCGCUCGAACGGGCGACAAUCUCCGUAAGAUUGGAACAGCCAAAACCACGCGAGGGGUCGUCGAGGCUUGCCUGCAGGGUCUGGAAAAGAAGUGGAGUAAGUUCGACCAACAAGACGAUGAGCUAUUUCCUCACCGAGAUGCGCUUCUAGACCAUGAAUAUUACAAGCAAGAUUUACCUUUUUUGGCUGAAGAAGCAUACCUCCAGCAAAAGGGCGCUCUCCUGGAGCUCCUCCAGGGCCUUGACAAAAGGGAAACGACAGCUGCUGCAGGAGUCGAUUCAGCGCCACCUCAUCUCCCUCGCACUACGCCUCGGAUACAGUUGCCGCACUUCUCGGGGAAGUACGAAGAUUGGCCAGCCUUCAGAGAUCUCUUCAUCUCCAUAAUUGAGAGGAAUGCCUCUAUAACGCAAGUAGAAAAACUACAUUAUUUAAAAACCUGCUUAAAGGGCGAAGCUGAAUUAUUGAUUCGCGAUCUAUCGACAACGUCCGAGAAUUUCACAAGAGCAUGGGACGCGCUAAGUGCUUACUAUGUAAAUAAGAGACUGCUCGUGCGCGCCUACUUCGCGAGAGUUUUCGCGCUCCCAAAACUUAAGAAUGAAUCGGCGACGGAAUUGCGCAAAGUCUUCCACGGCGUGAAGUCGGUGGUCAGCUCGCUCGAAAGCAUAAAUCGGCCAAUCUCAAGCUGCGAAGAUUUAUUCGUUUAUCUCGCGGUCGAGUUGCUCGACACUCGCUCACGUCGAGAGUGGGAAAACUCUAUUAGCGAUUCGGUAGAACCUCCUUCGUAUAAAGUACUCGAACAAUUUUUCGAGAGACGGUUGCACACCCUCGAGUCGAUGGCACCGGUGAAUAUGGCUGAUCGUACUUCCUCUAAGUCAGAACUGAGGACGACGCGGAGUCACCACGCGCGAAAACAGGAGGCAAAGUCGGAGGGAUCGCGAGGACGGUGUUCACUCUGUCAGAAAGACAACUUCAUAAUGCUAUGUGACUCCUACAAGAAAAAAACUGUGUCCGAUCGAAGGCAUCACGUUGAGACCAAUAACUUAUGCCUCAACUGCCUCGGGCGCCACAAGGUUGACGACUGCAACUCUAAAAAAAACUGUACCGCAUGUGGCAAUCGACACCACACUUCCAUGCAUGACGCCUUCAGGGAAGCCGAGAUCACUACAAGCACGAACGUUGCCCUACGAAAUGCUGGAACUCACUCCACCGUUCUUCUAGCAACGGCGCGCAUACGAGUAGCCGAUCGUAACGGUAAUUGGCAUCCCGCGCGCGCUCUACUCGAUCAAGGCUCCGAGUCGUCGAUCAUUUCCCAUCGUUUUGCGAGAAAAUUCUACCGCACUCUCCGGUAA